AAUCAUUAUCAUCGAGAUCAAGAUUGCGAGUGGUUAAGAAACUCAAAUUGUUUCCUCCUAAACUUUACAAACGUUCUGCAAGACAUUGUAAGUGUUUUAUUGAAUGGCACGUGCGUAUCCGAUUCAAUAUCGGUUAUAAGUAGAUUCGAAUCUAUCAAUUCGAUAGAGACAGUUAACGAUAUAAAGAAGCUAAAGAAAUCAUUAAAAAAUAAAUCUAAAAAUAUUACAAGAAAUUAUGAUAGAUUGUUAACUCAAAAUUCAUUGAAGGUUGCCAACAAUCACUAUGUCAAUGAUCGUUUAGUAUUUAAUAAUGGAUCGAGGAAAUCAGUAAAAGGAAACAAGUAUCAAAAGAAUCGUAUUGAGUACAGAUGGAAACGAAGGACAUUGUGCGCUGUUCCCGAUAAUGGAAAUCAAGCCACGGGAAAACUGUUUGAUGACACAAUUUUUAGUAACGUGAAAAGAGAAACAGGAGAGAGAAAGACGUUGUCAGAUUAUGAUAGACUCGAUCUUUUGAACAAUAUCGAUAAUUCUGAUUCCUUGGUGCCACAUAUACGAGUAAAACGGAACAGAUUACUAUUCGAUCCUGUUUCCGUAUAUCAGCAAAAUUACUUGAAAGACCUAGCUAAUUCUUUCCCGCGGAAUAGCUACGAAUUAGUUGACGAAAACUCUUACGACGAUGAUGCAUCGUACGAUGCAAAACGUGAAAUCAAAUCACAGGAAUACUUUACAAAUGAUCAGCAGCUCAACGCGUUCUCGGCAAAGGAUCAACCAAAAAUUCGUAGCGUUUAUCCAUUCACGGCUUCUGUAUCCAUCGACGAAGAUAAAUCCGACAAAAGUGCGCUAGUUGGUGAUAGUAAAUCGAAUACAAUUGAGAACAAAAAUAGAAGAUCUACGAAUAAGGAAAAAUAUCAGGAUAAUGUAUCAUUAGAAGAACCAUCGACAGAUGAUGUUGCUGUUAUGAAACGACGACCCUACGAAGAUACGGAAGUUCAAGAUAUACCGGAAGAUUCUAUGCUAGCUGUAGAAUUAGUUAGAAAGAAACGAAAUAACUAUGCAAAGAUUCAUAAUAAGAAGAGAGCUACUUCUGAUUUUCAAAUUGAGAGAGACGAAAGAUCAGCUACGGAAGAGAAAGAAUCAGAAGCGGAGACAGAGAAUUCUGAGCAUAAUUUCAAUCCAUCGAGUUUAACUGUAGCUAACUUGAAAGCAAAGUUGUUACGUAUGAGAAGGAAAACGAAAGACAGCCGACGUGAGAAGAAGCCGAAGUUGAAGAAAAAGAAGAAACACGUGGGAAAGAAGCACAACAGUGCGAGUAAUCUUCAGAUAAGAGACGUUCGUUUGAGAGACACCGAUCCGUCGAGAGUGCCUCGUGAAAGGAAAACGACUGAUGCAAAGAGCGACGGUAAAUCAGAAGUAGACAUUGCUAGUAUAGUGGCUAAGAAAAAUAUUGACAACAAUUUUCGUGGUAGAUCCGUAAAAUCAAAAAAAUCGACCAAAAAUACGGAGCUUGAAAAUGAUCCUUCGAAGCGGAAUGCAAAUUUAAAAUUGAUUAGUAAAAAUAAAAUCAAUACUGAAAAUUCAAAACGCUCUGCAAGCGAAAGCGACGACGCUGGCGAUAAUAAUGACGAUGAUGAUGAUUCAGACGAUGAGCUCGGAUCAGAUGAAAGUCCGAAUACACGUCAGAGGCAGGGCACUGUUAAACAAGGUGAAGAAUCAUCAGAAGAAACAAAAUUACGCGCGAAGAGGAAUAAAUACACAUUGGGAAAUCACGGCUUUUUAAAUAAAGAGGAGGAAUUGAGGUAUUACGAGAGUAUCCGGGAGCCUGGGUCCAAAAUCGACGAGUUUAGCAAUCAAGAUGAAAAUCAACUUUCCGCAGGUAACAACGUCGAGCCUGUACGAGCGAUCAGAUCGAUCGAAGAAGUCAAGGAGCUUGCAAAAAAUCUGGUUUCAAAGGUAAACGAGCUUCAGAAUUACUUGAAUAUUGAAGAAGCUACGGGUGACGAAAAAGAUAAAAAGAUCGAAGCUCGAGCGAUCGACGAUUUGUGUUCAAACGUUACUAGUGCUUGCGAUGCUUUCCGAGAAUCGCCAAAGAUCGUUCAGAAAUGCAUGCCAUCGAGCCACGGUUUCGAGCCUACAGCGAAAGUCGUUGAAAGAAAAAUAAAUCCGGUCGGAAGUAGGGAGUACAGACUUGUUAAAGAUUCAAAUAAAAUGUUAGCAGAUCAGAAACGAUCGUUGGGUAGUAGACGCGUUGUUAAAAUGUCGGGUAGUUCGAGAAUGAAGAAGGAGAAUGGUAAGAAAUGGGGUAAAUGGACGGAUUGGAGCAGCUGUAGCGUCACUUGCGGUAAGGGUCGUCAAAUAAGAUGGCGGUAUUGUUUGCAUGAUUGUAGUACAGCAGAAACUGAAAUGGAGGAGAAGGCUUGUCAAUUGCCAGCCUGUCCGCCAAAAUUUCUUGGUAUAUUUUAAUAACAAAAGUAUUAAGGGUCUCCUAUGUACUUAUAGAGGGUGAUAGUGUUAUACUGGCAUAUAUGAAAUUUCGAGUAAAUUCGGCUCAUUAAAAUCUAUUUCUAUUUUAUAUUAAAUAUUAACAGAAACGUAUGAAAAAAAUAGGAACAUUAACUUUAAACAACACUGUACUCGGAUCUUCAUAUUAAUAAUACACAUCUUCACCCUCAAAGUUUUUAUUUAUUUAAUAGUCAUGCUAUUAUUACUAACAGGAAGCGUUUGAAUAAAACAAUACUCCGAUAAGAAAAAAGAUCCAGGUAAUGUGUCAGUAAU
This is a messenger RNA of Ceratina calcarata, 2772 nucleotides long. RefSeq names its product protein PFC0760c. The transcript has 2 exons. Lineage: Eukaryota; Metazoa; Arthropoda; Insecta; Hymenoptera; Apidae. The record is from RefSeq and is a predicted model, not a curated record. The annotation marks the transcript as partial.